AUGUUUAAGGUCAGUUAUGGCAGGUGCAGUACGUUCGGUGCGUUUUAGUGAUGAUUUGCCUAGAAUAUCACAUAAAAAUACAGUGACGAAAAAUGUGAUCCAAUCUUAUGAGCAGACUUCUCAAACACCGGUACAACUUCCUCGGGUAUACGAUGAUGCUCUUUAUAGUCCGUACGAUGUAUAUACUGCUGCUAGUAUGGGAGAUACUCCAGUAAUUGAGGCACAGUUGGAAAAGGGAUUUGAUGCAAAUCGUUUAAAUGGAAGCGGUUGGAGUUCGUUAAUGUAUGCGGCUUAUCUUGGACAUGAAACGGUUUGUGCGCUAUUGCUUAAAUCAGGAGCUUUGGUGGAUUUAUGCAAUGCAAGUGGACAAACAGCAUUAAUGCUUGCUGCUACAUGUGGAAACUUAGCUGUUGUACGAUUAUUAAUGCGCAAGAAUGCUGUUAUUGAUAAGCAGGAUAAUAUGGGCGAUACAGCGCUAGCUUAUGCAACUGCUUGCUCACAAGCUAGUAUUGCAGAAGCUUUGCUUGAUAAUGGCGCUAAUCCCAACAUUCCCAAUUUGCAUGGUAUGACACCGACCUUAACUGCAUGCUGCAUUGGACACGAGCUUACACUACUUGCAUUACUGCAGAAUGAUGGUGAUCCGAAAUUAAAGAACUCAAAAGGUGAAGAUGGUGAAGCCUUAGCUUUUGACAAUCCAAAAACCAUCGCCAUUUUAAAGGAUCCUCCGCGGAGUAAAAGGAAGAAAAACAAUACAGAAAAGAAAGCAAUGGAAGUAAAUUCAUUAACGGAAUUGCUAACACGACUCAAGUUAGAAAAAUACAUCGAAAUAUUUGAAACCGAAAAUAUCGAUUUAAAUUUAUUCUUGGAGCUUAACGAUACUGAUCUUAUGGAGAUCGGCAUCAAAGCAUUCGGUCCACGCAAGAAAAUGCUGAAUGUUAUACAGCAGUAUCGGACUAAUGGAACGCUUAUUCUUUGCACAAAUGAUGCGAAACCAGUCCCAUGUCCUUAUACCAAGGAAAGAGGACAACCGGAACCGCAUUCUCAACAGGUAACGAAUGAACUAAUGGAAUGCCAACAGCGUUUAGCAGAAUGUCAGCAGGAAUUAAAACAAGCCCGAAGUUUGUUGAGCGAACAUCGCUCAACGUUAAAUUCUAUUUCGGAAGCUUGUCGACAUUCGCGGAAAAUAGCCUAUACCAUGCUUCAAGAAGUUCGACAAACAAAUGGUGCAGGUGAUACUUUGGAAAACGACGUACUUGCGGUAAUCAAAAAUAUCGACAAUAUUUUGAUGAAAAUGCUGGAACUCCCACAGCAGUGAUAAUACUUGCUCAACAUGUUUUCUAUUGUUGUUCUUUUCAGUGCAGAUUAUUU
Messenger RNA from Loa loa (African eye worm), 1368 nucleotides. RefSeq lists its product as hypothetical. The transcript is spliced from 8 exons. The record is from RefSeq and is a predicted model, not a curated record. Gene Ontology annotation, molecular function: protein binding. The coding region runs from base 17 to 1315 and encodes 432 amino acids. Lineage: Eukaryota; Metazoa; Nematoda; Chromadorea; Rhabditida; Onchocercidae.